Perca flavescens (yellow perch) is the source of this 1569-nucleotide messenger RNA. It is a transcript of the gene slc2a15a, whose product is annotated as solute carrier family 2 member 15a. The record is from RefSeq and is a predicted model, not a curated record. Gene Ontology annotation, molecular function: D-glucose transmembrane transporter activity. Bases 1 to 1569 code for a protein of 522 amino acids. The transcript has 12 exons. Gene Ontology annotation, biological process: dehydroascorbic acid transport. Lineage: Eukaryota; Metazoa; Chordata; Actinopteri; Perciformes; Percidae. Gene Ontology annotation, cellular component: plasma membrane.
AUGGCCGAGGAGGUUUUAAUUCCAUCUUCAGGGAAAAUCACAUCGCAACUGACCAGCUCUUUGUUGGCGGUCGCAUUUCUUACCUCCUUCGGGAGCUCCAUGCUUUAUGGCUACAAUCUGGCAGUGGUCAACUCCCCUGCUGUGUACAUAAAGGAUUUCUACAACAAGACAGUGGUGAGUCGUAAUGGAACAGGACUCAGUGAGGAGACGCUGACCCUCAUGUACUCUCUUACUGUGUCUGUCUUCGCUAUUGGAGGUCUUCUGGGCUCCCUUAUCGUGGGCAUACUUGUCUCUCGCUUUGGCAGGAAAGGCACAGUGGUCAACACAACAGUGCUGGUGUUUAUCGCUGGCUCAUUCAUGGGCUUCAGCAGGAUUUGUGGUUCACCUGAGAUGGUCAUCAUUGGCCGCUUCAUCACAGGAAUUCACUCAGGAAUCUCUCUGAGCGUAGUACCAAUGUACCUGGGUGAGAUAGCACCUAAGAACCUGCGGGGCUUCCUGGGUCUCGUGCCGAGUAUCUUUAUUGGAACCGGAGUCUUCGCCGCCCAAAUCCUCGGCCUACAUGAGCUUCUAGGAAAGGAGGAGCACUGGCCCCUCUUUCUUUCAGUGGUAGUGGUACCCACCUUCAUCCAGUUGAUGCUGUUGCCAUGGUUCCCAGAGAGCCCCAGGUACCUGCUGAUUGAGAAGCACAACGUCCAUGCCACCAUCACAGCCCUGAAGUGGUACAGAGCCAAGUGUAACAUCCAGGCUGAGAUUGAAGAGAUGCAGGAGGAGCAGCGCUCUCUGUCCUCAGUGGAGACGCUGUCCGUAUGGAAACUGUUGCUGGAUGACACAGUCCGCUGGCAGGUGCUCAGCGUGAUGGUCAUCAACGUCGGCAUGCAGCUGUCUGGCAUCGAUGCUAUCUGGUUCUAUACCAAUGACAUCUUUAAAAAUGCAGGUAUCCCAGCACCAGAGAUACCCUAUACCACAGCAGGAACAGGAAUUAUAGAGAUCAUCGCUGGACUCAUUGGGUGUUUCUCCAUAGAGAAGCUGGGCAGGAGGCCUCUCAUGAUUGGGGGAUUUGCCAUGAUGGGCUUCUGCAGUGCUGGCAUCACAGUAGCCCUCAUUUUACAGACUCAUCUAUCAUUCAUGCGCUACGUCAGUGUCUGCUGUGUGGUCGGCAUCAUCGCUGGCUUCUGUAUCGGUCCAGCGGGGGUUCCCUUCCUGAUCACAGCAGAGCUGUUUAAACAGUCCCAUCGUCCAGCGGCCUACAUCGUUGGAGGAUCACUGAACUGGCUGUCUAACUUUACUGUGGGCUUCGUCUUCCCCUUCUUACAGAUGUCAGCGGGGUCUUACUGCUACUUGGUGUUUGGCACCAUUUGUCUGGCCGUGGCCGUCUAUGUCUACAUUGUGAUCCCAGAGACCAAAAACAAGACCUUCAUGGAGAUCAGCCGGAUGUUCUCUAAGAAGGAGGCAGUCCUAGAGACCCAGGGCCUGAUCCAUGUGGACCAGCUGAAACUGAAGAAGAUGAACGGCUAUGGUGGUGUGGAACAUGCUUCACUGGAGUUUGACAGUUCUUCAUCUGUACCUUAA